ACGGCAGCUCUUCUUCCCCUCCAGUCUAUCCGGCCUCUCGGCUCGUUACUCCCCGUCCUCCUCCUCCUCCUCUUCUCGGGCAGCGACCAUGGCCGGAUCCGGAUCAGCUGCGGAGCGGAUCGGAUACAUCACCCGCGUCCAGAGCUUCAGCGCCUGUCACCGGCUCCACAGCGUUCACCUGAGUGACGAGGAGAAUAAACGCGUCUAUGGAAAAUGCAACAAUCCCAAUGGACACGGACACAACUACAAAGUGGAGGUGACAGUUCGUGGGAAGAUCGAUCGUCUCACUGGGAUGGUCAUGAACCUGACGGACUUGAAGAGAUGCAUCGAGGACGUCAUCAUGACUCCACUGGACCAUAAGAACCUGGAUAAGGACGUCCCUUACUUUGCCAGCAUUGUCAGCACAACUGAGAACGUGGCUGUUUACAUUUGGGACAACAUGGCGAAGGUCCUCCCGCCCGGCCUGCUCUACGAGAUUAAGAUCUAUGAGACCGACAAGAACGUGGUCGUAUAUCGAGGAGAGUAGACGUCUCAGCGUCCACGUGAAGAGACGUCUUCUUUCCGGGUUGUGUUCGAGUGCCACUAAGUGUAAUGUAAACUCCGGUUAGUUAGACUCAUGCAGGUGUUUGAAGGUGAUAGAUGAUAUUGAUUAUCUUGCACUUUAUAGACACAAGAUUUUGUAGCAAAUCCAAAUGUUCAGUAUUCUUCUUUAUUCUUGUUACGGUGGAAAAUUUGUUUAGACUUGAUGAUUCACAACCUUUUCGGCUGGUGAGCCUUUAAAACAGUGACAUCUCGUCACCUCAUGUGAACACUGCGAGCUUUUGUCUGCAGGUUAAAACCAAAGAGCUGUUUGUUCUGCUUUGUUUUAUGAAUCUUUUUGAAAAACCCAAAGAAAUUACAAAAACUUUUUCUUUU
Messenger RNA from Seriola dumerili (greater amberjack), 915 nucleotides. RefSeq names its product 6-pyruvoyltetrahydropterin synthase (gene pts). NCBI's taxonomy places the organism in Eukaryota, Metazoa, Chordata, Actinopteri, Carangiformes, Carangidae. Gene Ontology annotation, molecular function: 6-pyruvoyltetrahydropterin synthase activity. The coding region runs from base 89 to 526 and encodes 145 amino acids. The record is from RefSeq and is a predicted model, not a curated record. Gene Ontology annotation, biological process: tetrahydrobiopterin biosynthetic process. The transcript has 6 exons. Gene Ontology annotation, cellular component: mitochondrion.